GCACGAAACGGGGUUCGAUUGUGUCAACUUAUCGUUUCCCGCACGGACACGGAGACGGACUUUUGUGCUCCACGCUUUCACUGGAAGAGAGAGAAGGAAGCCAUAGCAAAGGGGCGCGAAUGGCGACUGAGGGAGGUGGCGACGAGAAUCCUCAAACCAAAGGGCCUGAAUUAUCACAACCAGCUAGUGGAAUUGCACGGAGUGAGCCCACAGAUGGAUCGCAACAGAGAUCACCAUUCAUAACAUCUGAGCCAUUACGAGAAGAUCAAGUGCAAAAUGCUGUCAAGUUUCUAUCACACCCAAAAGUAAGGGGUUCACCAGUCAUUUAUAGGCGCUCUUUUCUUGAGAGGAAAGGCCUGACUAAGGAGGAAAUAGAUGAAGCAUUUCUCCGUGUACCUGAUCCAUCUCCUAAUGCCACAACUGCUGAAACUGUUUCAACAAGGCAGGCUAAUCAAGUGAGUCCAUCCACCAGCCUGCAGCCCCAAGCUUCCGUUCAAACCGCACCGCCAGUAGCUUCUCAAGUUGGUGCAGUUUCUUUGACUCCUAUGUCCCAAAAACCUAGAUUCAAUUGGUCUCAUGCUUUAAUUGCUAUUGGAGUGCUAUCUGCUUCUGGAGCUGGAUCUGCUGUAAUUUUUAAGAGAGUGGUUCUUCCUCGUUUAAAAGCUUGGAUAAGAAGGGUAGCAAUGGAGGAUAAGGAAGAAAGGGCAACUAAAAGCCUGGCUGAAGAAACAGCUGAGGCUGCUAAAGCAGCUGCCUCAGCUGCUGCCAUUGUUGCUACAGCUAGUCAAGAAUUAUUAAAUUCAAAAAAUGAAGAUCGGAAGUAUUUUGAGGCAUUCAUGGGAAUGAUAGACGUGCAAGUUAAAGAAAUGAAAUCCAUGAGUGAAGCUAUUCAUAAAUUGGAAAAAGCCAGGGAGCAAGAGAAGCUGAUAGAUGAGUAUGUCCAGUAUGCCACAUCAAAUGGUACUAGCAACAACUCAUGGAAACCUUCACAGGCCAACCAUACACUACUAAAUCAAGUUAGAGUCAAUGGCACGUCAACUACCAGUUAUGGAGCAGAAGGACAGUCACUAGCCCCUGCCCCUGCCCCUGCCCCUGCCUCUGUGGAGCCCACAACCGCUUCCCACCCUAAGUCAUAUAUGGAGAUCAUGGCCAUGGUUCAAAGAGGAGAGAAACCUCCAAACAUCAAGGAGAUCAAUGAUACGCCCCCAAAUCCUAAUCAACCACCAUCAAAACCACUUAUAGCUCCAAGGACAAAGCCAUGGGAGAUCACACAGCAAAUUUCGGUUUCUCAACCACAGGAGAAUGGACAAUCUCAAGAUAUUUCAUCAGAGCCUUGGUGGAGAAAGAAAUCUGUUAAGAUCACAGAAUUAGAACCUGAAGGUGAGGAGCCAUUAAGACAAUUGACAACAAAUGAUCGGCCGGCAAGCCAACGAACAUGGGUUCCACCGCAGCCACCAUCUGUUGCAAUACCGGAAUCUGCGGCCGCCAUUCGACACCCGAAACCUUCGCCGCCUAUUCCAGAUCUCAGUUCCGGUGAUGAGAAAAUGAGUAAAAGCUCCAUGAAUAGCAAUGUUGUUUCUCAACAGAGUGAGAUAGAAGAAGUAGAAGAGAAAGAUGAUGGUGUAUGACUUGAAGGCCUUUGGCAAGUUUCAGGUAUCUAUGUCUGUUAGUUUUUAAGUAUUUACUAAGCUCCAUUGCUUCUGCAUUCGAUGUGUAUUUGCCUGCAGUUAAGCAUGCAGAACAGAGCAUUUGAAAUCAUGAAAAUUGAGAUGAACACAUGAGAAAGGUGAUGAUUAACCUGUGUAAUAUAUAAUUAUUUGAAUAAUCUUGAGAUUAUCUUAUAUGCUUUUGUAUAA
Messenger RNA from Dendrobium catenatum, 1856 nucleotides. Its product is annotated as peroxisomal membrane protein PEX14. Gene Ontology annotation, biological process: protein import into peroxisome matrix, docking. Lineage: Eukaryota; Viridiplantae; Streptophyta; Magnoliopsida; Asparagales; Orchidaceae. Gene Ontology annotation, molecular function: signaling receptor binding. Bases 120 to 1628 code for a protein of 502 amino acids. The record is from RefSeq and is a predicted model, not a curated record. Gene Ontology annotation, cellular component: peroxisomal membrane; peroxisomal importomer complex. The transcript has 12 exons.